This is a messenger RNA of Entamoeba invadens IP1, 1071 nucleotides long. RefSeq lists its product as hypothetical. Bases 1 to 1071 code for a protein of 356 amino acids. The record is from RefSeq and is a predicted model, not a curated record. The transcript has a single exon. NCBI's taxonomy places the organism in Eukaryota, Evosea, Mastigamoebida, Endamoebidae.
AUGAAAACACUAGAUAGCUAUUCAAUGAUGAUAGUCUCAAAAUACUUUUUGCGAAUAACUGAUUUUGUACGUGUUGAAUGUGUUUGCAAAAAGUUCAAGGAUAACAUGGCGAAGUUCCAUUACAACCCAAUACCCCUUACUAAUGAUACAGUCAAAUUAUUUCCUCACCUCGAGACACAACACUUCUACUCUGAAAAUGAUUUGUCUUUCAAUUCGAUAAUUAAAAAGGUUUAUUGGCACAGUGUUAUUUAUUCAGAACAUUUUUCAGACUCUAAUGCAAUAUACAAAAGAGUUUAUUUGACAUCAUCAACUCCUCUUAAAAAUUUAGUAAUUCCUCAUUCUGUUUAUGACAUCAAAGAACUUAAUUUUCUUAAUAACGAAUUGAUUACUUCCAUUAUAAUCCCACCCACUGUAUAUCGUAUAGGUUCGAAUACCUUUGCAAAGCUUUCUUAUCUACAACAAGUGGUUCUGCCAUUGACAAUUACAAGUAUCCCAUUUCUCUGCUUCGAAGGAUGCACAUGUCUUUCAAAUAUAGAAAUUCCAAUGUCCGUCCAUGAGAUAGGAUACAACUGUUUUUGUGGGUGCAGUAGUCUUAAAAAUAUCACAGUGAAAGCCUCGAAUAACAACAUUUAUUAUUUCAAAGAAAAAAUGUUAUACGAAAGUGGGUGUUACCUUGUUUCGUUCAACCUCCCCACUCCGUCGACUCGUGUGAAUACCAAAAGAUCUUCACACUACUUUAUAGAGAACUUUUCUAUUCCAACAAGUGUCGUUUCUAUUGGCAAAUCGUGCUUUUGUUGUUGUAAACAGUUAAAGGAGAUGGUUAUACCAGACAGUGUUAUUACGAUUGGAGCUAACUGCUUUGAUGGUUGCACAUCUCUCUCUAAAAUAGAGCUCUCCAGGCGGAUAUCUGAAAUUAAACAGUUUUGCUUUGCAAAUUGCAAGUCAUUACUUGUAAUGACCAUUCCAAGUAGUGUCACACGAUUUGAGGAACAUUCCUUUUGUAAUUGUUUUCAGUUAUUUGGCCGUUAUGGAAUACCAAAUUGUGCGUUUUAUGAUAUUUAUUCGACGUGA